AUGAUUCAACGGCUGAUGCGGUCCCUUUUUACAAUUACGAUUUUUGUUUCAAAAUUGUAUAAUAUUCUAUUUGGGUGUGAUUGUUUCGAGUCCAGAUGCAUUGUUCACACGCAGCCCAUUGGCUCCAAGUUGUCUGCAUCAUCAGACGCGUCUCAGGAACAGCAGAAAGAGCAGCUUGCUCAUCCUCCACCCUGUCCAAAUGUAUAUAGACCUUCCCCGACCAGCUCGGAGAGAAUUCUUUUGACAUCCAGACAAGCCAAAGCCAAAGCUUCCUCUUCCUCUCCGGACUUUUCGAUACUCUCGCCCUUCCCUCUCCCACUUCGGGUGCGGGACUGCGCAUCUGCCCCUCCAUUAGCACACGCAGCAGAGAGGCAUAACAGAACUACGCUAGACCAUACAAUGUCCUACACUUCCUCCUCCCGCUUUUCCAGAUCACCAUCCCCCGCGCCUCGUACUAGACGACCCUCUCCGUUGGAAAGAACCUCAUUGCAUCUCCGUCUCAGCCUGCUCUCCGGCGAGAAAUAUGACCAGGAAAGCAGUGCCAAGGAACCUGAUCUCCGUCGCUGCCUCAGCCAUGCCCACAUCCACGCCAAGUCCAUGGCUAUGGUCAAGCGAGACAUUCGCGUCCACAUCCGCUCCAUGGGCAUGGCCAUGGAUGAUGACAGCGACGAGGAGCUCCUCGAUCACGAAGUCCUCCCGCUGCCACCGUCGCGCCGAUCGUCCCGCAGCAGCUCCAAGGCCGCAGCAGCCCCACGGGUGACGGUGUCACCCAAACCCAGCGAGAAAUCGAGUCUGCUCGACAAGGGUCGCAAGUGCUUGGAGAAGCUCUUCCCUCGCAAGAACAACGUGCAUUUGGCACAGUCUAGAGUUACCGUUGUCACUUGA
Aspergillus welwitschiae is the source of this 885-nucleotide messenger RNA. RefSeq lists its product as uncharacterized. The record is from RefSeq and is a predicted model, not a curated record. The transcript has 2 exons. Bases 1 to 885 code for a protein of 294 amino acids. Lineage: Eukaryota; Fungi; Ascomycota; Eurotiomycetes; Eurotiales; Aspergillaceae.